Messenger RNA from Paramecium tetraurelia, 3309 nucleotides. RefSeq lists its product as uncharacterized. Lineage: Eukaryota; Ciliophora; Oligohymenophorea; Peniculida; Parameciidae. Gene Ontology annotation, cellular component: nucleus; centrosome; centriole. Gene Ontology annotation, biological process: centriole elongation; cilium assembly. The record is from RefSeq and is a predicted model, not a curated record. Gene Ontology annotation, molecular function: tubulin binding. The transcript has 3 exons.
AUGCAACAACAACGAAGCAAUUAAGGUUAACAAAUCUUCUAAAAUGAUGUCAUGAAUCAAAACAUCAAUCCCAACGAUUUCAUGAUGUAGAACAUGAUGAAAAUGUUUUAACAGCAGAUGAUGUAGAUGAUGCAAAGCCAAACAUCUGGCUUUGAUUUAGAAAAAUUUUACCAGAACAAAGUAUGUGACAUGAAUUAAUUCUAUAAUCAAAUGAAACCAGAAGAAAGCUAAUUACAAUAAUCUUCGCAAUUCAUCAACACUUAUAAUCCUAACAAAUAUCAAGAAGUAAGCACUAAUUUUAAGGAGGAAACCAAUGUGAACACUAAUAGAUAAUUACAUUUUGAUGAUAUUUAAAUAACUUAGAAUUAUAGAAAUGAGUUUCAUGAUUAUAAUUUACCAGAAAAUGACUAUUUUAAUUAAUAUAAAAAUAAAUAAGACCAAAAAUAACGUUAACAAAGACAAUAAGAAUAAGGAGAAUAGAAAUCAACUAAAUAAUAAUUAUCAAAUUUUGAUAAAUCAGAUUACGAUGACAAUUACAUUAAAUCAUAAAAAUAAUAAUAAAAAAAAGCAUCGGCUUUUGAUGAUAUGCCAAUACAACAAUCCAACCAUGAUUAACAAUAAAUCAAAUCCAAUUUAAAAAAAAAUCAUCUAUUUUAAUAAGAUGAAUGUGAUUUUCGAUAACAAUCUAAUCCAUUUGAUGAAAUGCCUAUAAAACCAAUGAAAAACAAUAAUAAUUUUGAUGAUAUGACCUUCCAAAAUAAAAAACAAGAUGAUUAUACCAAAAAUUAGUAAGAUGAAAUGCAAUAUUAUUAAAAAUAAUAAAAAUAAUUUGAGGAUCAAUCCAAUAAGAAAACAAACUAUUCAAAUCCUUUUGAUGAAAUCCCAAUCUAGACACAAAAGCAAAAUUAAAAUACUUUUGAUGAUAUACCAAGAAAACCCUCAAAGAAAGGAUAAGAUGAGUAAGUAAUUAAGAAUAAGAAAAAUGCAUUUGAUGAAGUACCAAUUAAAUCGACAAAAAAUUAAACAUUUGAUGACAUCCCUAUUAAAACCUCUAAAGGAGGUUUUGAUGAGGUUCCUAUGAAAACAAAUAAAAAUACAUUUGAUGAGAUUCCAAUUAAGAAAAAUAAAAACUCAGCAUUUGAUGAGGUUCCUAUUAAAACAAAUAAAAACCUAGCGUUUGAUGAAGUUCCUAUUAAAACAAAUAAAAACUAAGCAUUUGAUGAGAUUUCGGUUAAAACAAAUAAAAAUACAUUUGAUGAUAUACCAAUAAAAUCAAAUAAAAAUGCUUUUGAUGAUAUUCCAUUAAAAUCUAAUAAAAACCAAAAUUUUGAUGAGAUGCCUCCAAAAAAUAAUUUUAAAAAACCUCUUGAAGAGGUUAAUUUUGAUGAGUAAGGUCGUGUCAAGAAGAAACCCUUCUUGAAAAAAGGAACUAGAUAAUUUUUAUCAAAUGCUUAACAAAGAUCUGAUAUUGCUAAGAAAGAACAUGCAGAAAUUUUAAAAGAAAAUAAUGCUUCAGGAACUUUACCUAUAUAAAACUAAAUCAAUUAAAUUAAACCUUAAAAAAUAUAGUAAUAACAAUAAAAAGUUGAAUUUAAAUAGGAAUAAAAAGAACCCUAAUAAAGACCAAAAAAAUAAGAAGUACCAAAGGAAUAAGUUAAAUAAUAACAGCCUAAACAAUAAUAAUAAUAGUAAUAACAGUAAUAAUAAUAAUAAAUAUAAUAAAAAUCAAAAUAAAAAGAAGAAUUUGAUAAUCAUCAAGAUUCAUAUUAAGAAUAUUAAUUUGACGAUAAUGAGGACUGGAAUGAUGAACCUCCUAAAUAAUCAAAGAUUGCAAAUUCAUACUUUGGAUUAAAGAAAGAAAAGGACGCAAGAGAGAAAAAAUAAGAAAAACCUUAACCAUAAGAAAAUGAGGAGGAAAUUGUCAGGAAAUAUGUUUAAGAUAAGAUUGAUAAUUUAAAUGCAGAAAUUGCUAAGUUCAAAAGCGAAAAUGAAAAAGUUAAGAAAGCUAAAGUAAAAUGUGAUGAUUAAUUGAAAUAAUUACAAAGAGAGAGAGAAGAGUGGGAAAAGUAAAAAGAAAUAGAAAAACUUGAAUUAGAAGAAUGGAAGGAAGAAGAGAAAAAGAAAAUGCUUAGAGAAAAAAGAAUUCAAGAUAGGUAAUAAAAAACUAUUUAAAAUUUGCCUAAUAGAAAAGAGAGAGAAGAAAUCGAGUCCUUAAAGUAAUAAGUACAAAAAUUAACAGAAGAAUAAAAGCAAAAAGAUUAGAAGAAUAAGCUAUCUUAUGAUAGAUUAAAGAAAUAAAAUGAAGAGCUCUCAUAAAGAAAUUAAGAAUUAUAAGCUGAAGUUAAAGCAUUAGAACUUAGGCUUCUAGAAUAAAAGCGACCAAACUCUUAGGCUACAAUUUAAUAAAGCAAAUCACAAUAAAUUUAAUUGAAAUCUAAUGCAUCUGGUCUUUCUUAAAAGAAAGAAGUUCCUUUAUAAAAUAAUAGAGGACAAAGUCCAACAAGUUUUGGAGAGGAUUUAUCAAUAAAAAAUAAGCAAUCAAUAAAAGAAUAUAAUAAACAAAAUUCAUAUAGAGAUGAUGAUUAUGAUAAUGAAAAUGAAGAGGAAUAUUAAAAUGAAGACAAUAGUGAUGAUGAUUAAGCGGAUAAUGAUGAGGAACAAGAUUAAUAGAGAAGAAAAAUUUAAUAAUAAAAUAGUAAGAAAUAUGAUUUAAUUGAAAUGUAGAAUGAGGGUAUCCCAUUUACUAUAAAAAAUAUUAAUAGUUUGAUUUCUGAAUAGGAAUUUAACUAUGACCAAAAUCGUUAUUAUCAAAAUUAUAAAAAGAAUAAGGAUGUUCCUUCAAAAAUAAUUUCUCAAAAUGUUGGACCGGAUGGUAAAAUAUCAAGAUAAUAUUCUAAUGGUAAAAAAGAGGUAGUUUUCCACAAUGGAGUCAAAAGGGAAGUAUUUCCUGAUGGAUAUGUUAUUGUCCACUUUACUAAUAAAGAUCUAAAGUAGACUUUGCCUAAUGGAACAGUAAUAUAUUACUUUGCAGAUGCCAGUACAACUUAAAUUACAAUUUCAAAUGGACCAAAUAUCUACAGAUUUUCUAAUUAAUAGAUUGAGAUUCAUCUUAACGACAGCACUAAGGAAAUUCGAUUUGGGGAUGGAACAGAAAAGUACAUAAAUGCUAGCGGGGAAGAGUAGACAUUUUUCAGUGAUGGAAUAAUAUAAAAAAUUAAUAGUUAAAAAGUAAAGUAAAUCGAAUAUCCAAAUGGAAAUGUAGAUAUAAUUUAUCCUGAUGGCUAGACAUAGAGAUAGUUUAGGAAUUGA